Messenger RNA from Knipowitschia caucasica, 213 nucleotides. Lineage: Eukaryota; Metazoa; Chordata; Actinopteri; Gobiiformes; Gobiidae. The record is from the annotation of a GenBank genome assembly.
AUGGGCCUGUUGUCCAGGGUCAGAGGUCAGCGCACAUGGUCCUUGGCAUUCAGCUGCCGUCGGCACCUGUCAGACCAGGCCACCAGGGGUCAGCGUGGAGUCAGAUCUGUCUCUGUAAAUGACUCUCAUCUCUCAGACCAAACCACGGGGAACACGAGACUGAAGACCAGAUUACAGAGGGUUCUUUUCAUAAUGGCAAACACGGACAGCUAG